This is a messenger RNA of Trichobilharzia szidati, 1300 nucleotides long. NCBI's taxonomy places the organism in Eukaryota, Metazoa, Platyhelminthes, Trematoda, Strigeidida, Schistosomatidae. The record is from the annotation of a GenBank genome assembly.
CUUUCUUCAAAUUACUCAAGAUGUUUAUUCAUUCCAGUUGUAACUUCUAUUUUAGGCUCAUUAAAAUAGUGACCUUGAUUUCCUCAAUAAUUAAUUUCAGAGAGAAAUGAGCAAACAAAUAUGUGGCAUUUUGAACUGAUGCAUUUCUGUGUAAAUUUGUAUUGUUGGAACUCAACCUGUCAGUCAGUCAGUCGCUAUAAGCUUAUGUCAUAGUUAUGAUAAGCUUGUUUACAUUUGUUGUCGUUAUCUGAAACGUAUGUCUCCUUUUUUUCUCUCAAGAUUUUAGGUGCUUUUUUGACUUUUUCACACUCAGUCAUACACAUAUGUCACCAAAAAGGGUUAAAAAGAGUGAAUUAAGGUAAGUGGUUUGGAAAGUUCUCACUGCUGACUUCUAUAUAUAUGCAUAUAUUUUCGGCAAAUUCUUAUAUCACGUUAGGUAUUUGUCAUAUUUUAUUCCAGGUAACGGUGUUGAAAUCAACUGGUAUCACACUUCCACAUGUUUCGGUGGCCUGACAUUCCUCUAUUAACCAGAAAAAACCAAAAUAUAAUUUGUUACUUCAGAACUGAACACUUGCUCAGAUUAGCCUCAGAAUGCGAUUUGCCAGUUAUUGCACAGCUGGUGAAUUAUCUGCGUCAAAAAAUGGUAGAUUUUGGCUUUAUAGAAGACAAGCGGCAUUUGAGAGAUUCCAUGGAUGUUGACUGGUUGGAUGAUAAGACGCUCCAAUUGAAGUUAGACUUCGAGGACGCCUAUCACAUAUGGUCAGUGAGGGGAACAGAAGCCUCCUUUGAAAGAUACCAAAAUCUUCAUCGAAAAUUAUUGGAGCGGUACAGUCACCUACACAGUAAAUGGGAGGAGAAGAUAAAACUGUGUAAUCAUUCUGAAAUUUCGGCAGUGAAGAGUAAAUUGAGUGAGGAUAAUAAAGCAGCCUACAAGGAAUUAUUGCAAAAAUUGAAGGAUGAUGACAGCUGCGAUCCUCCAUCAUCCUGCAAUGCUUCGUCAUCAUCCACCUCUCAUGCACACCAGCAAACCGGACGUACUCUUCCUCGUAUAAGCUGCUAUAUCCCCUAUAAAUAGAUGCCCUAUCGAUGCGUAAAACCUACCGAAGGACUAGUUGCUCAUGAUUAUAAUAGUGGUGAACAACAUGUAUGACUGCUAUUCAUCUCAUCUCAUCACUAUUCUCCAUUCCUUUAUGUAUAUAACUGUGUUGGUUACUUUUGUUUUGUUCUCAGAUUACUAUGUAUUCCUGUACAGUACUAUUUUUUAAAGAAAACAAUUAUUAAAGACAAAUUUCUCUGUGUG